Messenger RNA from Acanthopagrus latus (yellowfin seabream), 639 nucleotides. RefSeq names its product mitochondrial ribosomal protein S21 (gene mrps21). Gene Ontology annotation, cellular component: ribosome. Gene Ontology annotation, molecular function: structural constituent of ribosome. The transcript is spliced from 2 exons. NCBI's taxonomy places the organism in Eukaryota, Metazoa, Chordata, Actinopteri, Spariformes, Sparidae. Bases 61 to 324 code for a protein of 87 amino acids. The record is from RefSeq and is a predicted model, not a curated record. Gene Ontology annotation, biological process: translation.
GAACGCUGUAUCGUUACGUGUUUCCAGCCGGUGAGAGUUACAGCGAGCACUGGUCUCAUCAUGUCGAGGCACCUUCGCUUCAUCGCGCGGACCGUGAUGGUCGAAGGCGGCAACAUUGAUGCGGCGUACAAUAAUUUAAACAGGGUCUUGACCCAGGAAGGGAUUAUUGAUACAGUGAAGCGCAAGCGCUACUACGAGAAGCCCUGCCGAGAGCGCCAGAGGAAGAACUUUGAGAGCUGCAGGCGGAUCUACCACAUGGAAAUGGCUAGAAAACUCGCCUUCAUCUCCAGGACGGAUAGAAAUGAUCCCUGGGUGGGCUGCUAGUGAAAGGGAUUGUGAUGAAAAGGAACGUGAACAAUGGACUGGUUGAGUCAGGGCCAGCAAAAUGGAAGAAGCUGAGAGCAACACUGUGUCACUGUCGCAUCUAUACAGUAAAAGGAAGAAAACAGAUUUAGACACACUUAUAUUGUCAUGCCAACUAUGGACAGUUUUCUUUUUGCUUGUACUUGGAUGAAAAGUCGUGGUUGUAUCUAACAGGUUCAUGGAUUUUGGCUGAUGACAUUUUGUGUUUUGAAUUUUCCCACCAAAUCUUACUAAUGAAGAAGCUAAUAAAUUGUGACAUUUUCUGAAAAAACUUAA